AUGGCUGCCGACUCGCUCAAGGAGAACCGACUCUUUAUCAAUGGCGAAUUCGUCCCCUCAUUCUCCGGCAAAACGUUUGAUGUAAUCAACCCCACGACUGAGGAGAUCGUAGCGUCCGUCUAUGAAGCCGAUGUUGGAGACGUAGAUCGUGCUGUGGAGGCUGCCAAAGCCGCCUUUCCAGCAUGGUCAGCUCUCUCAGCAAAGGCAAGAUGCGAUUACUUGUCCAAACUGGCGGAUGUGAUUGAGAAAAGUGAGGAGCUGUUCAUUCAUUUAGAGGCUGUUACCAUGGGAAUGCCACCGUCCGGAAUGAAAUUCGAGUUAGCAACGUCAAAACAAUACCUCAAAUACUUUGCCAGCCAUGCCAUUGAUGUUACUGGAGAGACUUCUCUCAAUACUCCUGGCUACCACGAUCUGUCCACCCGUCAGCCGUACGGCGUGUGUGGAGGCAUUAUCCCUUGGAACGCUCCUUUGCUCAUGCUUGUUACCAAAAUUGGCCCGGCCCUGGCAGCCGGAAAUACCAUGGUGCUCAAGUCGUCGGAGAAAUCCCCCUUCGCAUCGAUAGUCUUCGCUUCCCUGUGCCAGAGAGUCGGUCUUCCUAAAGGCGUACUCAAUAUGCUAAGUGGAUUCGGCCGACCUUGUGGUAUGGCCAUUGCCAAACACAUGGAUAUUAAAAGCAUCUCAUUUACUGGCUCCGUCGCCACUGGCAGGGCCAUUCAGAAAGCUUCCAGUGAGUCCAAUUUGAAGGACGUUGCUCUUUAUCCUCAUUUUGCGCACCUUCAGACGCUACCGCAGUCUUUACUUCUGGGCCCUCCUAUUCUCGAACAUCGUCGGCGUGAUCCCGAUGACGACCGGGGACAUGCUUAA
Molecule: messenger RNA, 864 nt
Organism: Penicillium canescens
Lineage: Eukaryota; Fungi; Ascomycota; Eurotiomycetes; Eurotiales; Aspergillaceae
Product: aldehyde dehydrogenase
Exons: 2
Coding region: 1-864 (287 amino acids)
Molecular function (GO): aldehyde dehydrogenase (NAD+) activity
Source: RefSeq, a predicted model, not a curated record